Messenger RNA from Phyllotreta striolata, 1077 nucleotides. The record is from the annotation of a GenBank genome assembly. Lineage: Eukaryota; Metazoa; Arthropoda; Insecta; Coleoptera; Chrysomelidae.
AUGCCUGUUGAGAUAAGCUUCGGAAUACUUACUGGUAAGUACGACAGCAGUUAUGCGGAUAAGGUCAAUGAUUUAUCAAGUCCUAAAUUAAAAGAAGAAAUAUUAAAGGAGUUUCCAUCGGCCGAAAUAAGCGCAAUAAAAAUCGUACCAGACGAUUUGCAGGAAAUUAAAUCGACUCUAACAGAAUGGUUCGACUUGAAAAUUAACGUAAUAUUCACAACAGGCAAUCUACCAGACAUGAUCUUUGCUAUGAUCAUCAGUAGCUUGAAGAUUAAUCCAAUUGCGAUGCUCUCCAGACCCUUGAGCGGUAUUAGAGACAACACGAUGAUAGUAAAUCUGCCGGGAAGCCCCGAAAUGGUUUCGGAAUGCUUCGGUAUCAUCAAGGAAGCCUUACCCCUCGCUUUGGAGCUCCUAACAGAACAAAAAAAAUCUGUGGUUUCUGGUCACGGAGCCAUUCUGAGCGACUCAGGAGCAUCCGUUGUCCAAACCACCAGCCUUAGUAAGGUGAAACUGGCUCCAUUAAGAAAAUACUGCUACCCUAUUAUCGAUGUUGAAGUUGCUUCUGCUAUUAUUAAGGAUAUUUGUUCUGAUAAAGAGGAAACCACAGAAACGGUGCCUUUGGAGAGAUCGCUUAAUCGAAUUGUAGCAGAAGAUUUUUGUGCUGAAGAAUCGAUUCCUUCAUUUGCAACUUCGAUUAUAGAUGGUUACGCGGUUAAAAGGAGCGAUGGCAAAGGAAUACGUGUUGUGAAGAAUGUCGCAACUGCAGGAGAUAAUCCAAUCGAUGAAGUUCUGAAGUCAGGCGAAGCGAAAAGAAUAUCGAUGGGAGAUCCAAUUCCUGCGGGAGCAGACGCAGUGGUACCAGUGGAAGAUACAUCAGUAGAUAAAUAUUCGAUUGAUGGUUCUAAAGUAAUUAAGGUGGAAAUCAAAAGAGCACCCAACUAUAAUGGAAACAUAAGAGGAAUCGGAAGCGACGUAUCGAAGAAUUCUUUGGUUUUAAAAAAAGGCGAACGUAUCAAACAUUUCUCUCUUGGAGUUUUAGCCAUGUUAGGAAAAACAAAUAUUUUGGUUUAUAAGUAA